Messenger RNA from Striga asiatica, 1389 nucleotides. The record is from the annotation of a GenBank genome assembly. Lineage: Eukaryota; Viridiplantae; Streptophyta; Magnoliopsida; Lamiales; Orobanchaceae.
GAAAAACCCAGAAAGUUUUCCCCUUUACUUUCUUCCUCCCUCUUGCCAAUUUCCACCCUUUUUNNNAAACCCAGAAUGUGGAAGCAAUUCUUCAGUAAACUCCCCCGAAAAUCCUCCAGACGCGAUCAAGAUUCACCCAGAAAUCCUAAUUCUUCCACAAACGCUGCCAAACGGGCCUCAGCCGCCGUUUUUCCAGCUAGCAUAAUUGCUGGAAUCGAGCCGCUCCUUGCUUUCAAAGAUGUCCCUAGCUCGGAAAGAACGAACCUUUUCAUCAGCAAGCUGAGCCUAUGCUGUGUGGUCUUUGACUUCACAGACCCCUCCAAGAAUGUUCAUGAGAAGGAGCUCAAACGGGCAACUUUGCUCGAGCUCCUCGAGUUUCUGUCUGAAAAUCCCCCAAAAUUAACCGAGCCUCUGAUCCAAGCAUCGUGCAAGAUGUGCUCGAUAAAGCUCUUCCGCGUUUUCCCUCCAAAUUCCUGCUCGAGGGCCCGGAGCCUGGCCGGGAAUGACGAGCCCGCUUUUGAGCCCGCGUGGGCCCAUUUGCAGAUCAUGUACGAUUUUCUCCUCAAGCUCGUGACAUCAUCCUCACUCGAGACGAAGAUCGCGAAAAAGUACAUAAACCACUCGUUCAUAUCUAAAAUAAUCGAUCUUUUCGACUCGGAGGACCCUCGCGAAAGGGACUGUCUGAAAGCUAUUCUCCAUAGGAUUUACGGCAAGUUUAUGAUUCACAAGCCGUUUAUAAGAAAGUGCCCGAGCUGCUCGACGUUUUUGGGAGUGAUUACGGGCUUUGCUCUGCCUCUGAAAGAGGAGCAUAGAAUAUUCUUUUGGCGGGCUUUGCUCCCUCUGCACAGGCCUAAGUCGUUGGGGGUUUAUUUUCAGCAGCUUUCGUAUUGCGUGACUCAGUUUGUAGAGAAGGAGCCUAAGCUGGCUAGUGGUGUUAUAAUGGGGCUGUUGAGGUGUUGGCCAAUUACGAAUAGUCAAAAGGAGGCGAUUUUUUUAGGCGAGGUUGAGGAGAUUUUGGAGGUGAUCAGCAUGGGCGAGUUUCAUAAGAUUAUGGUUGCUGAGAGGGCAUUGUUCCUUUGGAAUAACGACCAAAUCGUGAAUCUUAUUUUGCACAAUGGUCAAGUUAUUCUUCCCAUAAUAAUCCCAGCUCUUGAAAUAAAUGCACAAAGCCACUGGAACCAAGCUGUGCUCAACUUAACCGUAAACGUACGAAAAAUUCUUACAGAAAUGGACGAUACCUUAACAUCGUCCUGCAUUUGUAAUUUCCGAAAGGAACAGGAAAAGUCAAAUUCAGUAGCCGAAACACGGAGGCAAGUAUGGGAGCACUUGGAAAAUAUCGCGAGUCUCCAGCCAAUUGCCGAAAAAACUGCUGUUCUGGUAAUUCAGUAA